Messenger RNA from Ilyonectria robusta, 1620 nucleotides. RefSeq lists its product as uncharacterized. NCBI's taxonomy places the organism in Eukaryota, Fungi, Ascomycota, Sordariomycetes, Hypocreales, Nectriaceae. The transcript has a single exon. The record is from RefSeq and is a predicted model, not a curated record. The annotation marks the transcript as partial.
CAUCAGUUCAAUCAGCCCAUUUUGGCCUUAUUUGAUCAUCCGUUUUCCCGUCCAACUCGGAUCGUUAGAUCCCACUUACGGAGUUACGGGAUCUGACACCCCAUUGCAGAGCCAUCUACCAGCAGCUGCUGAAAAGUAUUCUGAUACGUGGGACUCGCAUGUCUAUGCCUUCGAUGCACCCGACCGUACCAAUACGAGGGAAAAUCGAUCAACAUGUCAUCAGAUGGCAGUCAGGCCAAGCCAAUGGGGGAAGAGCCUCCCGACGUUCGGCAACGUGUCGCCGCGAGCUCUACAGAAGCAAUCAAAUCAACUGCCCAGAAGGAAAAGCGUACGCGCGAGCUUGAAGAUGGCGAUGAUGAGUUUUCCGACGACCCGCGCAAUGGAAGAAAAAGGCAGGAUCGUGUCAAGCGUAGCAUGCCGCUCCACCAACCUCGUCCUCAACCAAUAUUGCCAAAGCCAGUCGAGGAGCUCCAGCCACAGCCUCCAGGCCAUAUAAUAGGGGAUAAGGAACGUAUGGUUAUCCACGGUCUGCUGCAACGGGUAUGGCAAAAAUGGGAAUGUCUCAGUGCGGUCAGACGGCAAUGUCAACUUGAAGGCGCGGCCAGAAAAACCGCUUUACUCCAGUCUGGGAAGGGAGAGCAGCAGCCAAGCCGCCUCAAUGCACUGGAUAUUACACUGUCUGGAGCGGAGCCAACCCCCCGUACCUGGGAGCUCCCAGAUGGCCCUGGGGCCCUACAAUCCUACCGCAAGAUGAUUUUACAACAAACUCGAUACGUUCGCACAUAUAUGGACAACUCACUUGUUGACGAUAUUGCCAAGAGACGACAGGAUUAUGCAUUCCAGCCCAACCCUGACGCGGCUUACUUCAACCGUGUGAUGGUUCCAUAUCGGGAAAGGGUGCUACGCAGAGAUAUAGAAAUUGCUUUCUAUCGCAAUACAGGAAGCAAACGCGAUACUGCUCAGCUUGACCCACUCCAAUCCGCACGAGUUCGGGCGUUCCGUGAGGCAAUGGAGCAUUCAAAGACGCCUAUCAAGCAAGUAUUUAUACCAGACGUUGGAACACCGGGCACCUUGUCUCUAGUGACUCUCAAGGGCAAUUGUCCUUUUACGAUGUUGGAAGUUGAAACUGAAGACUUGGAAAAGCUGGGCUGGUGGUUUGAUCUGCAGAAGAUGACUUACUGGCGAUAUGAGUUGCACGCAGAUGCCUUAGAAGAUGUUGAUUCUCCUCAACAGUCCGUUUUCAAGGUUGGUAUAGACGGAGACGUAUGGUCGGUGCUAACUUCAAGUGGAGAGUGGCUGGACUGGAGCACUGUAGUCAAAAGUACGGAGCCUGGUACUCCUGAUGGAUGUGUGGGAGAUUCCGAUGGUGGACCUGGUUAUCCCUUUCGAUAUAAUAUGCCCCGCGGCAAAAUAUGGAUCGACCAUAGGUAGUUUAACGUCAUGAGACAGAGGAACUCUCUCCAGAAUAGAAACCAGUUACCACCACUAGCAUUGAGGCAGAGGCGGAAGGAUUUAUGGCGACAUGGCAGAGAACAGGGUCAACCGUGAUAUAAUCGGAGGUAAAUGCAUAGCAGAGCAUCCUCUAUCGGCCCAAGUUUUUACCCUUUCUCCUCUUCUGCC